UUUUUGUUGGUUUUUUUUUGUUUGUUUGUUUGGUUUUUUUGUUAUUUUUUUUCUCCCCUAAGUAUUGAAGUUGAGUUUUAGAGGCGACACGGCGGCUUCAGCCGAUUUCUUCCCCUUCCUUUGCCUCCCCAUGGAUAUGCACUGCAAGGCAGACCCCUUCUCAGCAAUGCACCCAGGGCACGGGGGUGUGAACCAGCUCGGGGGGGUGUUUGUGAACGGCAGGCCCCUACCUGACGUGGUGAGACAAAGGAUAGUGGAGCUGGCUCACCAGGGGGUGCGACCCUGUGACAUUUCCAGGCAGCUGCGGGUCAGCCACGGUUGUGUCAGCAAGAUCCUGGGCAGGUAUUACGAGACGGGGAGCAUCAAGCCUGGCGUGAUCGGAGGGUCCAAACCCAAAGUAGCGACCCCCAAAGUAGUGGAUAAAAUCGCCGAGUACAAGAGACAAAACCCAACAAUGUUCGCCUGGGAGAUCCGGGACAGGUUACUGGCCGAGGGCAUCUGCGACAACGACACGGUCCCCAGUGUCUCCUCCAUAAACAGGAUCAUCAGAACCAAAGUUCAGCAACCUUUUCAUCCAACACCAGAUGGGAGCGGGACAGGUGUGACUGCACCAGGACAUACUAUCGUGCCCAGCACAGCAUCCCCUCCCGUCUCCAGUGCCUCCAAUGAUCCAGUGGGCUCUUACUCCAUUAACGGGAUCCUGGGGAUUCCUCGGUCGAAUGGCGAGAAGAGGAAACGUGAUGAAGAUGUAUCCGAGGGCUCAGUUCCCAACGGAGAUUCCCAGAGCAGCGUGGACAGUUUGCGGAAGCACCUUCGAGGCGACACUUUCACCCAGCAGCAGCUGGAAGCUUUAGAUCGAGUUUUUGAGCGUCCUUCUUACCCUGACGUCUUUCAAACAUCAGAACACAUCAAAUCUGAGCAGGGUAAUGAGUACUCCCUCCCAGCUCUGACCCCUGGUCUCGAUGAAGUCAAAUCAAGUCUAUCCACCUCUGCUAACCCAGACCUGGGGACAAAUGUGUCAGGACCCCAGACGUACCCUGUGGUGACCGGUCGUGAUAUGGCAAGCACCACUUUGCCUGGCUACCCACCCCAUGUUCCCCCAACUGGACAAGGCAGCUACCCAACCUCAACUCUUGCAGGAAUGGUUCCUGGGAGCGAGUUCUCAGGCAACCCCUACAGCCACCCUCAGUACACAACCUACAAUGAAGCCUGGCGGUUCAGCAACCCUGCAUUACUAAUGCCACAUCCCGGGGCUCCGCACCUCCCACUGCUGCCGCUGCCUAUGACCGCCACUAGUUACCAUGGAAACCACAUGAAACUGCAGGGCGACAGCUUAGGCCUCCACAUUGUACCUGUCUGA
Melopsittacus undulatus (budgerigar) is the source of this 1360-nucleotide messenger RNA. RefSeq names its product paired box 2 (gene PAX2). The transcript has 10 exons. Gene Ontology annotation, biological process: anatomical structure development; regulation of transcription by RNA polymerase II. Lineage: Eukaryota; Metazoa; Chordata; Aves; Psittaciformes; Psittaculidae. The coding region runs from base 131 to 1360 and encodes 409 amino acids. Gene Ontology annotation, molecular function: DNA-binding transcription factor activity, RNA polymerase II-specific; RNA polymerase II cis-regulatory region sequence-specific DNA binding. The record is from RefSeq and is a predicted model, not a curated record.